Messenger RNA from Pyricularia oryzae 70-15, 537 nucleotides. RefSeq lists its product as uncharacterized. Gene Ontology annotation, molecular function: ATP binding; protein kinase activity. Gene Ontology annotation, biological process: protein phosphorylation. Lineage: Eukaryota; Fungi; Ascomycota; Sordariomycetes; Magnaporthales; Pyriculariaceae. The record is from RefSeq and is a predicted model, not a curated record. The transcript has 4 exons. Bases 1 to 537 code for a protein of 178 amino acids.
AUGGCUUUGCAGAGACAUGGUCGAGCGAGGAAAAUCGCAAAAGACAGCCGUGUAAUCGCACAGAUCUGCGUAAACGACAACCCUCAACAUGAUCUUCCUCUAGUGCCAGAAAAUCACCGGCCACUAGAACUUGUGAUACUCGAUAUGCUAUGGAGUUACCCGGUAGAUAUGUGGUGUCUUGGUAUAACGGUAUGGCGGAUGCUAGAUACCAAAAGCUUUUUCAGCCACUAUGCCGGUGCCGGUGAAGACCUCGACGAGGCGCGCCACUCGUCUCUAAUGGUUGGCCUCCUCGGCCCACCGCCGCGAGAAUUCCUUCAAAAUAGCAAAGGUUCGCUCAAAUACUGGGACGAGAACGGCAAAUGGAAUGGUCUAGUUGCAUCGCCUCCACCCUCAUUCACUCUCGAAUCAAUAUGGCCACUCAAAUGCGAGUCCAGAACCCUGUCUCUGGACUUUAUCCGCAAAGUUCUUUGUUGGGAUCCCGAGAUCCGUCUUUACCCCGGCGAAGCAUGGCAUCAUCCUUGGGUACACAGGAUCUAG